This is a messenger RNA of Ornithorhynchus anatinus (platypus), 2640 nucleotides long. It is a transcript of the gene AGPAT1, whose product is annotated as 1-acylglycerol-3-phosphate O-acyltransferase 1. The transcript has 7 exons. Gene Ontology annotation, cellular component: membrane; endoplasmic reticulum. The coding region runs from base 372 to 1259 and encodes 295 amino acids. Gene Ontology annotation, molecular function: 1-acylglycerol-3-phosphate O-acyltransferase activity. The record is from RefSeq and is a predicted model, not a curated record. Lineage: Eukaryota; Metazoa; Chordata; Mammalia; Monotremata; Ornithorhynchidae. Gene Ontology annotation, biological process: phosphatidic acid biosynthetic process.
AUGCGAACCCAGGUCCUCUGACUCCCAAGCCCCGGCUCUUUCCCGCAGGCCACCCUGCGGGCUCGUGUUUAUUGCCACGGACUCCGUGUUCUCCUUCCUGGCCUGCGUCACCCUCACCCUUGGCAUCUGUGUGGGCGCGUGUGUGUCCUUGGAGAACUAAUGAUCUUUGCCCUGAUCCUUUCUUGAUCUCCCUAUCUAGGUCCACACCUUCCCCUCGCCCCCACUGCUCAGUUUAUCAGUCACAUUUACUGAGCGUCGACUUUGUUCAGCGCGCUGGACUGAGCGCUCGAGAAGCCAAAGUAGAACAUAAUUCCCCGCGUGCACCGGUAGCGUGCCAUCUCCCGCUUCAGAGGGGUUAUUAGGCACCGAGCAUGGAGCUGUGGUUGGGGUCCGGGUCGGGGGCCCCGGCGCCGCCCCCGCCCCCGCCGCCGCUCCUGCUGCUCCUGCUGCUCCUGCUGCUGCUCCUCCCGCUGCUGUUCCAGUGCAGCGCCACCUUCAAGUACUUCUGCAAGAUGGCCUUCUACAACGGCUGGAUCCUCUCCCUGGCCGUCCUCGCCGUGCCCAUCUGCGCCCUGCGCGGCCGCAACGUGGAGAACAUGAAGAUCCUGCGUGUGAUGUUGCUGCACGUGAAGUACCUGUAUGGGAUCCGCCUGGAGGUGCGCGGCUCCGACAACUUCCCCCCGAGCCAGCCCUACGUCGUCGUCUCCAACCACCAGAGCUCCCUCGACCUGCUGGGGAUGAUGGAGGUGCUGCCCGGCCGCUGCGUGCCCAUCGCCAAGCGGGAGCUGCUGUGGGCGGGGCCGGCGGGGCUGGCCUGCUGGUUGGCCGGCGUCAUCUUCAUCGACCGCAAGCGCACGGGGGACGCCAUCAGCGUCAUGGCCGAGGCUGCCCAGACCCUGCUCAGUGAGGACGUCCGGGUGUGGGUGUUCCCCGAGGGCACCAGGAACCACAAUGGCUCCAUGCUGCCUUUCAAACGUGGCGCCUUCCACCUCGCCGUGCAGGCCCAGGUCCCCAUCGUUCCCAUCGUCAUGUCCUCCUACCGAGACUUCUACUCCAAGAAGGAGCGGCGUUUCACCACCGGGACGUGCCGGGUGCGGGUCCUGCCGCCGGUGAGCACCCAAGGCCUGGGCCCGGACGAGGUGCCCAAGCUGACGGAGGAGGUCCGCGCCUCCAUGCUCCGCGUCUUCCAGGAGAUCUCCGCCACCAGCAGCCGGGGGGGCCCCGAGGAGACCAACGCGCCCGGCCAGCCCGAGCUCUGAGCUCCCUUCCACCCCGUCCCCCACCCGCCGCCGGCCUCGGACUCUGGGACUCACCGCCUCCUCCUCCUCUCCGACCCCUUCCCACUAUCCUGGCUCCUCCAGCCCCCCAACCCCCGCUCUUUCCCAGUUCUCCUCCCCCAUCCCCCCCCAACCCACCCAACUGCACCCCUCCCCAGGACUUGCCAGUGAUGGUACAGUCUGCACUCCAGCCCUCCCCAUCUUCUUGGGGGAACACUCCACUCUCUCCCCACCCCCAACGAGGGCACGUGAACUUGCUCCACCCUAGGGUCCAACCUGAGUGAGGGGAUUGGAACCUUCCAUUCCCCUCCUCACCUUCUUGGGGGAACACUCCUCGCCGCCCAGCGAGGGCACGUGGACUCGCCCGACUUUGGGGUCGAACCUGCCGCUCUCGGGUGUGGAACCUUCCAUUCCCCUCCCCACUUUCUUGGGGGAACACUCCAGCUCCCCCGCCGAGGGCGCGUGGACUCGCCCGACCCUGGGGUCCAACCCACCGCUGUCCAUUCCGCCCCACCGCCUCUUCCCCCACCUCAUUCCUCAUCCGCCGCUCCCUCUGCGCUACCCUCCGCCCCGAGGAUUCAGAUGGGCUCAUCCGGUUCCCGAGGCUGGGGCUCGGACUCCCCUUAGCCCCCCUUUUUCCCACCCCACCCCCAACUGUGGACUGAGGUGGACCCUUUCAACUCCUUCGCCGACCAUUCCAGUAAUUCCCGCCUUCAGUCGGCGUGGAUCGGCCUGGACGCGUGGACCGGACUCCGCAGUCCGCUCUUCCCUCCCCUUCCGUGGGUCCAAGUGGUCGGGUCCGACUCCAUAGGACCUUAUUCCCUCCCCUCCUCCUCUCCCUUGGUAGACUUCAGUGGUGGGGGUUCUGGGGGCUUUCGGGCCUGCGGUCCGUUGGCCCCGACCUCCUCCCUCCCCUUCCGUGGGUCCAUACGGUGGGGUACGCUUCAGCGGUGGGGGCGUUAGGGGUUUCCCCUCCCGUGGGAGCAAGUGGGCCAGUCCGGUCACCUGCAGGGGUCUGGGUUUUGGGCUGUACCAUUUUCUCCAGGUGGGGGCUGAGAGGUGUGGAUAACCGGUGCUGCAUUAACCUCCCCCCCCACCCCUUGCUCUCUGAGGGUGGGAGUGGAUCUUUUAAUUUAUUUCCCCCAUUUUGGAAAAGGGAGUCCCGAGGCCUCUGUUUCCUCACGCACCCUCGGUGACCUCUGACCUUUUCCCCUCUUAGCCAAACCCUGUCAGUGUUACCAGUCCAGGGGCAGAGAAGGGGGCUGGGUUCCCUCUCUUAACCGUUUGAAGGGGUUGGAGGUGAGGUGCCCACAGUGGGGAGCAGGGAGAGGAAGAGUUUACAAAAUGGUGGAGGGGGAAGAGA